This is a messenger RNA of Echinostoma caproni, 408 nucleotides long. The record is from the annotation of a GenBank genome assembly. NCBI's taxonomy places the organism in Eukaryota, Metazoa, Platyhelminthes, Trematoda, Plagiorchiida, Echinostomatidae.
CGAACCAUACCCUCCCGGUUGUGGCAGUGGGCACCCUGGACGUUUUGCCCUUUCCAAACUGCGUAUGAUCCGAUGAAUUGGACACCGGAGGAGGUUCGCAUCGCCCUAUCACCAUUCAUCCUGGCUGAACAGGAACGGUUGUAUUUGAAACAGAUUCGUCGAAAUCGGGAGUACGAGGAGAAACUGAUGAAGGAUGUGCCUGGUUGGAAAGUAGGCCAUUGGCACGAGUACCCCGUGUUUCACAAUCCUCGCGGUCUUUGGGUUGACCCGAAUGUGGACGAGUUUUACGCGCAUACAACUCGUCGAUUCCUACUGGCUAACCGUACACAAUCCACUCCGGUUUUUUAUCGGAUUCUUCAUCCCUCUUACCAUAGCUUAUCUCCUCCCCUAGCAAUGGUCCAUGCAUAA